Mizuhopecten yessoensis (Yesso scallop) is the source of this 3858-nucleotide messenger RNA. Its product is annotated as heparan-alpha-glucosaminide N-acetyltransferase-like. Bases 38 to 2008 code for a protein of 656 amino acids. The record is from RefSeq and is a predicted model, not a curated record. The transcript has 19 exons. NCBI's taxonomy places the organism in Eukaryota, Metazoa, Mollusca, Bivalvia, Pectinida, Pectinidae.
CACACGUAUAGGUCAUGUGACACCAUCUUGUGACAAAAUGGCGGCGCCCAGUAUGAAAGUUGCAGUGUUAUUGCUGUCUGUGUUUUCCAUGGUGCUGGCCAGGCUGGAGGAUGAUUUGUUGUGUAGCUCUACCAGUAUUCCCCCAAACAAGAUGGACAGGGCCAAACUGACCAUUAUAUCGAAGUUCCCAAAUGAUAUCAUUUUAUGGACGCAGACUACAGAAUGCCAUGGAUGUAAAUUAAAGAAAACUGUUGGAAUUGAGAGCAACACCAACUGUACUGUGAGUCUGGAUACAAGAUGGAAGAUGCAGUACCAGAUUACGCAUGAUGUUGACAAAGCUCAUCCCCCGCAAGAGGGCAGCUGUCCGAAAGUGACUUUAAAGUUGGAUGAAUAUGGUAUCUACUACAUCUAUGUCCAAAGAAAUCCUCAUAACAGUUCCUUCAUCAAAUGUGAUGCUGCACUGCAGAUGAACAUGUCAGCUGAUAGUAGCAUUCCUAUAUAUGUGGCCAUAGGGAUCUUUGUAGGCGUGGCGUUGAUCUGGGUGUUCGCUAUCAAUUGUCACAGACGACACUGGUGGAACAGAAUGUUACUAAGUGCUGGAGCAGAGCGCCUGAUAGAUCCGCCUCUCAAUGAUACUAAGGAACAGGGAGAACUUAUCAAGGGAAAGCAAACAGCAGGCAGUGGGAGAGCUGUGAGGCAGCGCCUUGGCCGCACUAGACAGUCCCAGACUAAGGGGAGGCAUGCCUAUACCUCACAGGACCUCGGCAGCAUGCAGAACAUGAACACGAACAUCAACCCUGUGGACAAUGAGGAGAGCAGACCCAAAAAAGAACGUUUAAAAUCAUUGGAUACUUUCAGAGGAUUGAGUUUAGUGGUAAUGUGCUUUGUUAACUACGGUGGAGGGGGUUACUGGUUUUUCGCCCACUCUGACUGGAAUGGUAUCACGGUGGCAGAUUUGGUUUUCCCCUGGUUUGUGUUCAUCAUGGGCACUUCAAUGGCCUUCUCCUACAGUUCUCUUCUUCAAAAAUGUGUCCCCAAGUGGAAAAUAUUUCUGAAGAUUCUGAAGAGAUCUUGUAUUCUGUUUGUCCUCGGUUUGAUCGUCAACACAGCAGGGGGACACUCACCUGUGUCCCUGCCAAAUUUGAGGAUCCUCGGAGUAUUACAGAGGUUUGCACUCACCUAUCUCAUCACCGCCUCCAUACAUCUACUGUUUAUCCGUGAGACUGACACCUACAUGCACUCCAACUGGAGCCAGGCUAGGGACAUACUGUACUACUGGCCAGAGUGGAUCACUAACUUCCUGUUAAUUGCCUUACACUGUGCCCUGACGUUUGGAAUGGACGUACCAAACUGUCCUAAAGGAUACCUGGGACCAGGUGGUGAGUCUGACCUUGGAAAAUAUCAAAACUGUACUGGAGGGGUGGCAGGCUAUAUAGACAGAAUGGUUCUGGGGGAUAGCCAUAUCUACAACAACCCUACCUGUAAGGAAAUAUACAACACAAAGGUUCCAUACGAUCCUGAGGGAAUUCUGGGAACCAUCACUUCCUGUUUUAUGUGCUUUCUGGGUUUACAGGCUGGGAAAAUCCUGAUGUAUUUCAAGGAUGUUAAAGGUCGUGUGGUGCGUUUCCUGAUUUGGGGAUUUGUGCUGUGCCUGAUUGCUGCCAUUUUGUGUAAAUUUAGUAAAGAUGAUGGCUGGAUCCCCAUCAACAAGAAUCUGUGGUCUCUGUCCUUUGUGCUGUGUCUGGCUGGGAUGGCCUUCAUAGCUUUAACAGUGUGUUACCUCAUGAUUGAUGUGUGGAAAAUAUGGAACGGGGCUCCAUUUUAUUAUCCAGGGAUGAAUUCAAUCGUGGUGUAUAUUGGCCACGAAGUGUUUCACAACGCUUUCCCAGUCCAGUGGGCAGUGUCCUCCACUCACACGGCACUCCUACCCCUCCACCUCUGGGGUACCUUCGUCUGGGUGUUUGUCGCCAUCCUCCUCUACUGCAAGAAGAUCUUUGUGGCGAUCUGAUCCCAGCCUAUACAUUGUAGGUGGAGCUACAUCAGUCACGACAGUUGACCAAUCGUGUGUGGUCAUGUGGUCAUGUGGUGUCAGGUUAUUUCUACAGAGUAUCAGCUUUAAUGUGAUUUAAUAAACAAAUAAAUAAAAUUAUUUUUGUAAGAGUGCUGAAAGUGUUUUAAUAUGGUGAAAGGGAUAAUUUUAUGAAUAGAAUCAAUUAUAAACUAUGUACUGAAGACAACUGUAAUUCUUUGAAUUUUAAGAUUCGUAGUCAUGGCAAAAUUUAAAUGUUCAAAUUGUGGUCAUGUAUUUUAUGCUUGUUAAUAAAUGUAACAAAUAUUGUAUAGGGUUGACAGCAUGAAGGUCUAGAUACAUUUUUAUACCUCCUGAUGAUUUGUAUCCCAGGCAACAAGGUUUGAAGGGGUUACUAAAAUUUGCUUGUCCUUCUGUCUGUCCAUCCAUCCCUCUGUCUCUGUCCUGACUAUUCCUCCUUAACUACCAAGCCCAUUUCAACAAAAGUUUUGGGAACAGUCCCUGUUUAGAACUUUAAUUGCUGAUAAUAUUAUUAACAGACUUUUAUGAAUAUUUACAUCAAUUCUCAUAUUACUUAAUUUACACAACAAUAUAUUUUUGCUUUGAUCAUUUUAACAGAUUCAGGAGUAUUAGUUAGCCUUGGCUCACAGUUCUAGUAUUUUGAGACACAGCAGAUUUAACCUCUGUUUCUUUUCUCGGGAUCGAUUGAAGUUCCACAGAUGUGACCACCAUACGAUCCUCAUCACUACUAUAUUUGUUAUUCCAUUAAAGUGAAUCUUUUAUGACAUAAUUCAAUAUUUGAUUGAAAGUUUAUCAUGUUUUAAAGACUUGGUUUAAUUUCAAGCAAACAAACUUUUCAUUUUUAAAUAUGACCAUUAAAUAACAUUCCUGUAUGUUUUUCUUGACUGAACACCCCAGAUGAUGUAGCAGGGGAGAUGAAUCACACAUGACUUAACAUGACUAGACGAUAUAUGGUGGCCAUAUGCAUGCCAAAGUUAGUUUUGUGUGUGGCUGAAGUGUCAUCCACCCUCUAGUGGCCAUGACCAAGUGGGUGUAUUUUGUGUGAUUGGUGUGACUAUGGGGCCCAAGAGUAUAGUUCUAGAGAGAUACCACUGAAACAGGUAGAAAUGUUUCGUCAUCAUGGCGUGUGUGUGUGUUUGUAAGUAUAUGCAUUUUGUAGAAUGGGUAUGUUAGAAUGAAUGAGAUAGAAAGCUUUAUCUUGUGCCAAAUUGAUAAUGGUGUAUAUAGAAACUUGUACUUUAUCGAAAUAUAUGGUUAAUGUGAUUUAUAUGAAGACACAACACCUAACAAGAACCACUGGUUAUAGGAUGUGAGGAUCAGAUAUACUAUAGCUCAUCUAGAUCUGCGUCUCACAUCAUUUUAUAUUUUGUAUAACUGUGUAAGCAUGUAUGUUAGAGCUGUUUUAUCAAGAGGGAUUGUGUGGAUGUGAUUAUUAUUACUGUUCUAUAAUAGCUAUUUACUCUUCGUCCUGUGUAUCUAAGCCACAUAGUUUAAGUGUUUAUCACAGCAUACACAUCAUUAGUUAACUCCCUUGCCCACCACAGACACUUAUGUUAACACACAAUGAUGAAGAUCUGUCUUUGUUCAUAAUACAUUUUAUCACAUAAUGUACUGUGUUAUCCAGUGAAUAUACCCAUGUCAUAUUUUUUUGUGUAUUAACCCAUGUAAUAUGACCUUGUUUCAAUUGUGACGUCACUCCUAGGACAAGAACAUGACAUCAUAGACUUCACAUUGGAGUCAAAAUGGCGGCUUUUUACAUUUCAAGGUUGCAUGAAAAUUGUCGUUUUACACAAAUAAAUGCCACAAAU